Messenger RNA from Auanema sp. JU1783, 1920 nucleotides. NCBI's taxonomy places the organism in Eukaryota, Metazoa, Nematoda, Chromadorea, Rhabditida, Rhabditidae. The record is from the annotation of a GenBank genome assembly.
AUGUGUUCUGACUAUCAUGAUUUGCCUGGAACAUCAGUGGGGUGUUUGUCUGAACAAACUUGGUAUCAUGGAAUGACAACGCGAAUACAUUCCGAGUCUAUUCUCAAAGAAGAGGGCGAAUUUCUUGUUCGAGACUCCAUAAGCCAAUCUGGAGGAUAUGUACUGACUGUUCGAUGGAAAGGGAAAGCUCUUCAUUUUCAAAUAAACUCAACUUCAGAGAAAGGAAGAAAAAUGUAUCAUUUCGAGGAAGAAUAUUUUGCUACUGUGCCACAUUUAAUAAAUUUCUACACUGCUCAUAGGCGCCCUAUCACUUUAACAAGCGGAUGUCUUAUAAAAAAACCCGCCGAACGGCAAACAAGUUUCGAGGAUAAAAACAAAGAACUCGAAGCUAGCUAUAUGCAUAUUUUCAGGCCCGGAUCCCUUUUGAACCAGCCUCAGCGUACUCUCAGUCAACAAGCAAUUCUCAAUCAAGCUUCACUCAGGCAAACCUUACAAAAUAACUGCAAAAGUUCUCCUAGGCCUUUUACAACAAUAUCUGAGAAAAUAUCGGUUCCUCCUUUAUCUGCUUCGCUGAGUCGACGACCUCUUCCAGUACCAAUAAAAUCAACAUCUAAUGGUGAUGCCGAAGACUACUGUGAUAUCGAUUAUGAUGCUAUGGAAGACAUAUUAGACGCCUCAUCUUCCAACGAUCAUAAAAUUAUUAAUGGAAAUAUCCAAUCCUGGCCAGACGCACAGUUAUCUCGUCAAUUCCAAUCUUGUUUUAACCUACGAUCUUUCUCCCCUGUGCCGUCAUAUAAGAGUUCUUCUAGUUGUUUAACGGAGAGGCCACCAUUACCUCCAAGACCUAUUAAUCUUAUAGAGAAGUGUCGAUCAGUGAAUAUUCUCGAUAGUAUUCCCAAGGAAACGGGAAAAAAAUUUUCAUCUGAUUUGGAUUAUGAUAAUCCCAGAGCCCCCAAAACCAAUAAUGAUUAUGAUAUGUUGCUCCAUGAUCAGGAAAAAACAGGAUCUAGCAACUAUUCAGAUUAUGAUGCAUUAGCUUCUGAGAAGCAAUAUAGGCACUCUCGCCAACGCGACUCGGGCGUUUACACAUCCCCUUCUCCACCGAAUGAAAUCACGAAUGUUUUCUCUCAUGUACAUUGUAGUCAAUUGAGAAUUUUUUUGCUUCAUAGCUCACCAAAUGAGUUUGCUAAAGCGAUAACUCACGAUGAUGUCAAGCUAUUGCAAUCUUGUGAAACCGGGGAGAUGCCCGAUAUCAACAACGGUUUGCGUCAGAUUCUUUUACCCAUAGGAACAAAUCUAAGAGCAUCCUUGCUCAUAAGAUCGAGGCAACUCCAAGUUGCAGUUUUGUUGUCAAUUAUCACCUCCCCUCGUUCUGAAGUCAUUAAGAUUGUUGAACAGUGGAUUCAAACUCUAGGUUUUUUACUUCACUCGGAAAAGAACUUUUUUGGUUUUGCAAACGUCAUAAUAGCUUUAGAAGCAAGACAAUUGAAAUCUCACCAAUGGCUAUGGAGCUCUUUAGAUUCAGCUACAAAAGCUCUAUACGAUCAGCACCGACACUGCUAUAACUCGCAUUUGUCUCAAAUAAUUGAUAAUACUCUUCCUGUUUCCAUUCCUUUUCUUCAACCUAUUUUACAAAUUUUUUCUGGAUUAGAAGGCUCGGGUUUGGAUGGAAAUUCAUUUUGCUCUGACUUAGAUUCUCUGUGGUUCUGGUUAGAUAAUGCACGAUCUUGGUUAGCAAGUUCUCAUGAUGCUAACAACCUUCUUAAAAAACAAAUAAAUCAUCUUAAGCCAUUCAGUGCGACUCCACUUUCUGUCUUGAAACUAGAUAGGUUAUUCCUCGAUAAUGCCGAUAUCUUUGAAGAAGAUCGUUUUGUCUCCACGGUUGAUUAUCUGCAAAAAAUGGUUCAGGAUGUUAUAUAA